UAUUUUUUCGGUAUACCGAUACCGAUACCGUACCGGUCAAUUUUUGUAAAAAACGGUAUUUUUCGGUAUCGGUAUUUUUUCGGUAUACCGAUACCGAAUACCGGAAAAGGUCAUUUGCCGAACACUAAUUUUUAUUAUGCUGUCGAGAAGGGGAUUAAUUUGUUUAAAUGGAGCUCUUCGUCGUUACAUAUGUUCUCUUCCAACAUCAGAACCUAAAGCCCCGCUUAUGCGAACCGAAGUGCCUGGACCUGAAAGUAAAAAACUUAUAAACGAAAUGGAGACAAUACAUCAAGCAACUUCAGUCAAAUUUUUUGCGGAUUAUGAAAAAUCUUUUGGAAAUUAUUUGGUGGAUGCAGAUGGAAAUAAUUUGUUGGAUGUUUAUACCCAAAUAUCUUCUCUCCCGCUUGGAUACAAUCAUCCAGAAUUGAUUGAAACUGCAAGAGAGAAUCGAUUUUUGACAUGUUCAGUAAGUAGACCAGCAUUGGGAGGAUACCCAAGAACUGACUUUGUUCAAAUUUUGAAAAAUUCUUUGGGUCAAGUUGCCCCUAAAGGAUUAGGGCAUGUCCAAGCAAUGCUUUGUGGAACCUCUGCAAAUGAAAAUGCAAUAAAAACAGCUUUUAUUCAUUACCAAACACGUAAAAGAGGAGGAAAACUUCCAUCAAAAGAAGAUAUGGAAAGUUGUAUGAAUAAUGAAAUACCUGGAAGUCCAAAUUUGUGUGUGCUUGGUUUUAGAGGCUCUUUUCAUGGUCGUUCACUUGGAAUGUUAAGCAUAACUCGUUCCAAAGCCAUUCACAAAGUUGAUAUCCCGGCGUUAAAAUGGCCAGUAGCUAACUUUCCUCGUUAUUUAUACCCUUUGGAUGAAAAUAAAAAAUAUAAUGAGGAACAGGAUAAAAAAUGUUUGGAAGAAGUUGCUAAAUUAAUUGAUGAAGGUAAACAAAAAGGAAAUGAAGUUGCGGCUUUGAUUGUUGAACCAAUACAAUGCGAGGGAGGUGAUCACCAUGCAUCGCCAGCAUUCUUUCGCGGUCUUCAAAAAGUGUGUGAAAAUAAGGGUGUUUAUUUUAUUGUGGAUGAAGUACAAACAGGUGGAGGUAUUUGUGGGACAUUUUGGGUACAUGAACAGUGGGGAUUGCCAAAACCUCCCGAUUUUGUUACAUUCUCAAAAAAGUUAUUGACUGGUGGUUAUUACUAUAAAGACUCUUUGAGAGUUAAUGAGCCAUAUCGAAUUUACAAUACAUGGAUGGGUGAACCAACAAAAUUGGUACUUUUAGAAAAAAUUGUUCAAGUAAUUAAAAGAGAUCAACUUGUCAGCAAAGCAAAAAAUGUUGGAAAUGAUUUAUUGGCUGAAUUAAAAAAUUUGGAAAAAUGUUAUCCUCAUUUGCUUAAAAAUUCUCGCGGACUUGGAACUCUUUGUUCAUUUGAUAUGCCUAACCCGACAAUUCGAGACAAAUUUCUCAACACGGCAAUUAAUCUAGGAUUGCAUAUUGGGGGUUGUGGUGAUGCUACAAUAAGAUUCCGUCCCGCUUUAAUUUUCGAAGGGAAACAUUUGGAUACGACUAUAAAUCUUUUGGAAUCGGCAUUUGAAAAAAUGAAAACUUUCGACAUUGACUUUACAGAUGAUUUUUAA
Messenger RNA from Meloidogyne enterolobii, 1624 nucleotides. NCBI's taxonomy places the organism in Eukaryota, Metazoa, Nematoda, Chromadorea, Rhabditida, Meloidogynidae. The record is from the annotation of a GenBank genome assembly.